Heteronotia binoei (common prickly gecko) is the source of this 1234-nucleotide messenger RNA. It is a transcript of the gene TAF10, whose product is annotated as TATA-box binding protein associated factor 10. Gene Ontology annotation, molecular function: promoter-specific chromatin binding; RNA polymerase II general transcription initiation factor activity. The record is from RefSeq and is a predicted model, not a curated record. The transcript is spliced from 5 exons. Bases 1 to 666 code for a protein of 221 amino acids. Gene Ontology annotation, biological process: transcription initiation at RNA polymerase II promoter. Lineage: Eukaryota; Metazoa; Chordata; Lepidosauria; Squamata; Gekkonidae. Gene Ontology annotation, cellular component: SAGA complex; nucleus; transcription factor TFIID complex.
AUGCGCCCCGCUGCCUUUCCCGCCGCGAUGAGCGCCGCCGCCGGGAGCCUCCUGGAGUCCGACCCCCCCGCCGGCCCCCCCGCCCCCCCGCCGGCGCCGCCCCCCGCCCCCCCCGCGGAAGCCGCCGCCGCCAAGGGCAGCCCCGCCGCCUCCGCCGCCCCCGCAGGAGCCGCAGCCGCAGCAGCAGCCGGUGGGUGGGGGGGGGAGUGGGGGCGGGGCCGUGCCGCCGCCUCCCCCCCCGAGGGCCCCGCCGCCGCCAUCCUCUCCAACGGGGUCUUCGUGCCGCCCGCAGGAGCCCCCAACGGGGACGCCAAGAGCGCCGCCCCCCCCGCCGCCGCCCCCUCCAGCGCCCCCCUCGUCGACUUCCUGCUGCAGCUGGAGGACUACACGCCCACGAUCCCCGACGCCGUCACCGGCUACUACCUCAACCGCGCAGGCUUCGAGGCUGCAGACCCCCGCAUCAUCCGCCUCAUCUCCUUGGCUGCCCAGAAGUUCAUCUCGGACAUCGCCAACGACGCCCUGCAGCACUGCAAGAUGAAGGGCACUGCCUCGGGGAGCUCCCGCAACAAGGCAAAGGACAAGAAGUACACGCUGACCAUGGAGGACCUGGCUCCAGCGCUGGCAGAGUACGGGAUCAACGUCAAGAAGCCGCACUACUUCACUUAGGUGCAGAGCAGCACAGGCACCUUCUGGACUCCUGGCGCUCCCCCCGCUCCCGGUGGUGCUGGUCACCAUAACAUUAAAGUGCUUUCCUGAGACCACGUGGAUCUGCAUCCCCUCCCCCCUUCUGGCUGCUGCUGCUAGGAGCAAGGGACCCUGGGCCAGGAUGUGUGGCUUGUCGUGCCCUCCCCAGCACCCGUUAUCUCCCCCAGACUGUUGGCAGCAGGUUUGUUUGUGUUCUCCUAGAGCUGUUUGACCCCAACGACCACCGAGGCUGAAUUGCCUUCUAGGCAGGCUGCUCAGAGAGGAAGUGGUCUUGCGCUUGGGUGAGCAUUUCUCAUGUAACCGUGGGGCUGUUCCCAGUGAGCAGGGGCCAGGAUGCCUCUGCUGGGUUCUUUCGCUAAGGAGGAGCUUCCACUGAGUGCAGGUUGGUGUGCUGGGGGGGGGGCAGUCUGUAUUCUAGUUCCUUCACAAGGGAGCUGUCCAGACGCCUCGCAUGGGAGCAUUUAAGUGGCCAGCUGAUGUCUUUUUGUGUGUGUGAUGAUGCUAUUAAAGGGCGACACCUGUUUUUGAA